Penaeus monodon (black tiger shrimp) is the source of this 759-nucleotide messenger RNA. RefSeq lists its product as uncharacterized. NCBI's taxonomy places the organism in Eukaryota, Metazoa, Arthropoda, Malacostraca, Decapoda, Penaeidae. The transcript is spliced from 6 exons. Bases 1 to 759 code for a protein of 252 amino acids. The record is from RefSeq and is a predicted model, not a curated record.
AUGUCUCCAGGAGAUGUCCAGCGAUGCGGUUUGAGCGCUGUAACCAGGAGCCAGAGAUCCAUUUCUGGACCUAGCAAGUCCGAGAAGGGCUAUUCCUGCUGGGAUCAGCUCCCGAGCAGGGGCCGACAGACAUCUGUAGCCAGCUCGUCACAGCCGAUCGCAUUGAGUCGCCCAACAAUGCGUGUCUCGCCGGGGCAACGUCUGCCACAGAUGCGAGAUACGCUCAUCCCCCGGUGUCUACCUCGACUACCCGCAGGCUCUGAGUUCGACUGGAGAAUGGCUAUGGUGCUACACCCUGGAGGUGUUGACCACGCUCGCCCGACCAUAUGCACGCCGAGUUAUAGCCUCGGAGGUCACUCCGGUUGCCCGCCACCCUGCCGCAACCCGCCACAACACAGCCCCCAAAAGAUAAAGGAGGGUCGGCAGAGCUGUGGGACCGCUAUCCACCUGUGGGUGUUCCCGAUGGGCUUUCCCCCCACAAGCUUCAUGCGGGACCCACAGCCGCCUUACUUGUCUGGGUGGAAGGGACCCACACCACCUCCCCCCAGCAAUUUUCCAUUUAAAACGACGUUGCCAGAGGGUCAUUCUGGGGGAGGAGGACUGGCAAAGCCACUCUCCCCCGAGCGCCCUCCCAUUUCCCCGGAGGUGGCUAGGAUUCCCCCCAAGAUUUGCCUGGGACCGCACAGGUACCCAGUUAACCCAUGGGUUGCCCACGAGAGAGCUAAAACACUGCAGAAGUCUAAUGAUGAGAGGCUGUGA